AUGUCUUGCUCCAUACCCCAGAGCUGCUUCAGAAAGCUUGCACGGAAUACCGUCAGGCCCAGCCAGCUACCUAUUUUUCUAGCACCCGCAUUUUCCCCCUCUCAGCGACCACAAUGCUUCUCUACCACAUCUCCGGCGCAAUCUCGAGUCGGCGGCGCCGCCAUAUCAGUACCACCGGAAGUGUCGCUCAAAUUCGUUGAUCUGCCCCAGGCACAGAUCCGGGGGAGGGGAAAGGAGAUCCCCAAGACUGCAGUUGAGAUCAAGGGACCAUUGGGUGAAUUGACACUGAACAUUCCCUCGUUUGUGAAUGUCGCCCACGACGAAGCUGCCCGAAAAGCCAGUCUUUCUGUUGAAGAUUCAACCAUCGCACACCAGCGUGCUAUGUGGGGAACCACCCGAGCACAUCUACAAAACCACAUCCUGGGCGUGUCAGAAGGCCACAUCUGCAUUCUGAGUCUGGUCGGUGUCGGUUACAGAGCUAGUGUCGAGUCAACGGCCACCACGGUUGAGCCCGAAUACCCCGGUCAGCAGUUCGUCUCUCUUAAGGUCGGAUACUCGCAUCCAAUUGAGCUGCCAAUCCCGCAAGGCGUCAAGGCUAGCACCCCGCAGCCAACACGUAUUCUGUUGGAGGGUGUUGAGAAGAGCGUCGUGACAAAGUUCGCGGCGGAAAUCAGGGAAUGGAGAAUCCCCGAGCCUUACAAGGGCAAGGGUAUCUUUGUGAACGGGGAGACGAUCAAGUUGAAGGCCAAGAAGAUUAGAUAA
Molecule: messenger RNA, 762 nt
Organism: Aspergillus wentii DTO 134E9
Lineage: Eukaryota; Fungi; Ascomycota; Eurotiomycetes; Eurotiales; Aspergillaceae
Product: mitochondrial 54S ribosomal protein uL6m
Exons: 3
Coding region: 1-762 (253 amino acids)
Biological process (GO): translation
Cellular component (GO): ribosome; mitochondrial large ribosomal subunit
Molecular function (GO): rRNA binding; structural constituent of ribosome
Source: RefSeq, a predicted model, not a curated record